Molecule: messenger RNA, 2064 nt
Organism: Penicillium oxalicum
Lineage: Eukaryota; Fungi; Ascomycota; Eurotiomycetes; Eurotiales; Aspergillaceae
Product: LMBR1 domain-containing protein
Exons: 2
Coding region: 1-2064 (687 amino acids)
Cellular component (GO): membrane
Source: RefSeq, a predicted model, not a curated record
AUGUUCUCGCUCUCCGUAUCGCCCAUCUCCGUGGGCUCCAAUGUCUUCUUUGCCUUGGCCUUGUGCGCGAUCUCUGCGCUCGUCCUGCUUCUCCUGCGCCGCUUCCUCACGAUCCGGGCCACCCCGGCCUACCUUCUAGUACCCAUAUUCCUUGCGCUCGCGUUGCCGGCCAGCGUAGUGCUUCUGGUCCCCAUCGACCUCGCGUCCAGCACACGAAAUGGCACCGGCCCAAAGGCAAUCUGGCUGCCCGAGCGGAUGGUCUUGGUCUGCUGGCGGAUCGCAUACUGGCUCAUCUUCAUGCUCACCUGGGCGAUCCUUCCACUUCUCGGUGACUAUGUCGACUCCGGAUACCGCGAGCCCAAAGCUCGUAUUCUUUAUUCUCUCCGGUCAAAUGCUCGAUACCAGCUGAUCGUUCUCAGCUGCGCGGUGGUGGGCCUGAUAUACAUCUCCAUCUCCAUCGGCUUCGAUCCCACUUCGAUCAAGGGUACCAUCAUGGCACUUGCCUACGUCUGGGGUCUUGUUUUGGCCAUUUAUCUGAUGGGACACGGCCUGGUUUCGAUCCCGCGGAAUCUGUUCCGCAACGCAAGCGUCAGCGGUCGCCUGAAGCGCAUUCAAGCGCAAGCCCCCCGGGUCCACGAUCGGCUCAUGGACGCAGUCAACGAACUUGAGAGUCUCAACUCCCAGGUCGCUCAGCUCCAGCAGCGCAAGACCGGGACCGCCCGCGAUUUCCAGGAAUGGAUCGAAGACCUGUCUGAGUCACCCGGCUCCGGGUCUGACGACGUGCGAGUCCCAAUUCUUGAAACGCCCGAGACAUCCGGCUCGGUGCCCUCGGUCAUCACGGAACGCUACUUGGCUGACUUGACUCGACGGCUACAACGUGCUCGCCACAUGAAGGCGCGCUUCGUCGACGAAUGGGAUCGUGUCGUCACGCUUGCGGCUGACCUGCAAGCCAUCAUGAAUUCCGCUGCGUCUCAGAAACUUGAAUUUGGCUCGACUCGCCGCCGGACAUCGUGUGUACCAAAGGUGAAGCUCCUUAGCCCUUAUCUGCGCUAUCAACUCUACUCAAACAUCAUCCCCGCCCUGCGCUUGGUCUUCGGUAUGAUCUUUGCAGUUGCCUCGGUCUGCAUUGUGUGGUCCGAAUUGAUCAAGUCUUUGGCUCCCCAGUUAUCAGCCAUCACCCUGACCGUUGUUCCUCACUGGAAGAAUGAACAGCCUCUGGGAUUCGGCAGCCAGGUGAUUGCGUCUCUGUGGCUGCUCUACAUGUGCUCGGCUGCCCUUGUGGGAAUCAGCGAGGUCAAGGUCUGGGGCAAUAGGGCCUUGGUGCGGCGCAAUACCUACGGUGAAAGCGCCUGUUGGUAUGCCAGUCUGGUGGCCCGAUUGACCGUGCCGAUCGCCUAUAACUUCUUGACGUUCUUGCCCAGAGAUUUCCGACGCUCCACCACCUUCUACGAAUUCUUAGGCCGGCUCAUCAACCUGACUCACCUGGGGAAAGGCUUUGAUUUUAUUUUCCCCAUGUUCAUCCUCCUUCCUGUCUGUGCGACCUUGUUCAACCUGUACGGACGCAUCAAAAACAUCUGUGGGUUUGGCUUAGCAGAGGAGGAUGACUUGCAUGAUGUUGAGAACAACCCAGCUGGAUACGGCUUGGGCGGUUGGCGUGAAGGACGUGACCUCAUUGAGCGCGAAUUGAACGGGUUCGGCUCUCUGGCCGUCUCGACUCGCGGCGGACGUUCCACAUGGGCGUCCGAUCGCAGCGACGAGGAUUCGCUUGGUUCUUCUCGACUGCGUGUCGCCACCGCCGAGGGCUCUCGCUCCCCUCGGCAUGCCCCGAGACCCGUCACCGCACCUACCAUUGUGGACGAAGAAGAGGAAGAGGAAAAUUUCUUCCAGUCUUUUGCUCACCGGGUGCGAAACACGUUCGAAACAACGAACAAGCCGGAGUGGCUUCAAGGCGAACCCUUCCGUUUACCUCGUUGGAUGUCAGGGGAUAACAAUACCGCCGAAGAAGGUGGUGUAGCGCGACUCUUUGGAGGUCGGGCUGUGCCUGGCCGGUUGCGUCUCGGGUAA